Aspergillus eucalypticola CBS 122712 is the source of this 1732-nucleotide messenger RNA. RefSeq lists its product as uncharacterized. The record is from RefSeq and is a predicted model, not a curated record. The transcript has a single exon. Bases 136 to 1512 code for a protein of 458 amino acids. NCBI's taxonomy places the organism in Eukaryota, Fungi, Ascomycota, Eurotiomycetes, Eurotiales, Aspergillaceae.
CACUCGUGAUCUAGUCAACCACUUCACCAUCACUUGGGUUCCGGGUUGUUGCUUUUGUUUUCUUUUAAGGAUUUAUGAGGAGAGGAUUCUCAUGCAUCGGUAGUUCUCUGUUUUCCGCGAUCAAGUUCCUCUAAAAUGUCGUCGAUCCUUCCGCAAGCUGGAGACAAACACCUGCCGGCCCUGCCUAUCGGGACCUCUUCUCUUCACCAGGACCCUAUCGUUUACAUUGACCGCGAGGCCAGACAUAUUCAGCGUAAUUUACAGAUUCUAAUCGAUGCCCAGAGUGAAGGACUUCUGGCCAGUCUCAACGGCCCCCAGCAGAAUGGCGCGAUGUCCGAUGGAGUUUAUACACCAACCUCGGAGACAAGCAGUUCGCAGCGUCCCCCAACUAUACCCAUACGCCAACCGGCUCCGGAGAAGAUCGGGCUGUCUGCUGCCCGAAAGGGGAUAUUCAGAUCUAUAUACGACCUCUUGAGGCUUCGCGAGGAGGAGCGAGAGAUACUAACAUUCCGGAUUGAUGAAAGGACACAGGCGUUGGCAGAUAUUAAUGGCUUUAACACCAAUCGCGCUGGGCUAGAAAAUGCCAUCUCAACAAUUCAGGAUAACCGGGAAAGCCAGCACACCGUAGCCUUGCGCCAGGAGAGUCGCAAGCUUGAGGAUGAUAUACAUGAGUUGGAGACUAGGCUGUCCCAGAUGAAAGCAAGACAUCAACACAUCCUUCGCGAAUUGUCCCAAAUGGAAAACUCUAUUGAAUCGAAACUUUCUUCUUACAGAGCCUCCAUGUCGCUCCUAGACUCGAAUAUUCGAAAGUAUCUUCAGAACCCGCCCGUGAAACCUCAAGAUAGCAGCUCCAAAGACGCAAGUUUUUAUUCCUUGAACCCUAAGCGGCGAACCCUCGAGAUGGCAGAGGAACACUGGCAAAAGGAACAAUCAGAUUUGCGUGAAAGGCAACGGGAAGUGGAUGCUGAGAUCGAGGCCCUCGAAGCUGGAGGUGGGGUCUGGAAGCAAGUGAUCGGAGAGGUUUCUGGUUUUGAGAAGCGACUCAAGUCAGCAAUGCGUCUUUCUAUCCAAUCUCAAUCGCAACUACUGAACCACGAUGGCCCUUCUGGUAGCAAGUCCGAAGAGGACCUCGCUCGGGCAGUAUUGGAUGACCUGACGCAUACCACAGAGCGCGUAGAAAAUCAUCUAGAGGUUGCAGAGAAUAAAGACUGGAAAUUGCUGGUUUGUUGCAUCUCUGCGGAGCUGCAAGCGUUGCGAGAAGCACGGCAACUGCUAUUGAAUGUCUUCAAUGUGACUGAAACAGACAUUUCCCCGUCUGCCGAGAAAGGAACCUCGAACAGUAUUCACACUUACGAGGAUUAUGACCCUCAUGGAGAUCCCCUAGGUGUUGACAACCCCGAGCCUCCGGCUGAGUUUCUCGAGGAUACUGAUGAGCACCAUCAUGGUACAGUGUCUCGCUCUGAGGAUGAAGAUGACGAGCCGGAUCCCGCCUGGCUGCUCCCUGAAUCAUGAAUUCAUAGCUCACAGGCCUACCAUUUGACUAUAGACAGGAGCAAGGUGUCGGUUAGCGUAGUGAUUUCGGGUAAUACUUCUUUCUCUAUUUGAUGUCUAAACCUUGUCAGAGGGUUCAUGAUUGACCUGUAUGCAGUCUGCAGGUUGCUGGCACUCCAGCUUAACCUACAACGAUCAGUCCGCUAUGCAGAGCCUCCUGCAGAAAUCGGGAUAUAAUAUA